AUGACAUCGAGAUCAUAUUCCGGCGAGGUUCGUGGAAGGCGAAUGGGGAGUUCGCCCAAACAGACGUGCACCGGCAGAUUGCUAUCGUGUUCAAGACGCCACCGUACCAGGACCAGAACCUCACGGAGGAGGUGGAGGUCAGCGUCGCACUGCGUCGCAUCUCAGACCAGAUGGAGAGCGAGUCAGUGACCUUUAUGUACCUGCCACCCAACCCAGAUCCAUAUGAAGUGAAGAGGAAGUGCAGAAUAAAGCCAGACAUCAAUUUCAGAGAGAAGCCGUGUUUAACAGAGUGUGCACCUGCAGCAGAGCAGCCCUUCCACUUCCCACAGCCUCACACCGCAAUGCCUCCAGACAAGUGGCCUUUGACCAGCGGCCAGCCUGCGGCCUCUGCUGUCGGGGCGGGGUGUUAUAACGUGCCCCAGGACUCAAACAACUGCACCGAUGAGGCAGUCUUGCUUAAUCAGUUGCUAGAAAUACCUGCGUUAUGGGACAUGUUUGACAUUGAGGAAGAGCCUGACGGAAGCUCCACAUUUCCCAACAUGGACGUGAACUUUAACCAGAACUUUGGCUCGUACACUCAGGACUUUUCCCAGUACAGUGACCUGCAGUUCAACAUGCUGGUCAAUGAGAACCAGAGUCUGCAGUCAGAGCCACAGGACGGCAUCGCUAGCGCGGUUCAGGUGAAGAAAGAAGAGGCGCUAUGAGGCUGGGACCAUGUAGCGCCAUCAACGUAUUCUGUGCCCUUUAAAGGAAUAUUUCUUUUUGGGCAAAUGUGCUGAUUCUCUUUCAUGCCAAGUGUAGAGGUACACAGUUAGCUUAGCUAGGCUCUGUUCAAAUCAGCACCUAUAAAGCUCUUUAAUGAAGACAUAACUCUGCAAGAAAUUAAGUUAAAUGCACCUCUCAAAAUGAAAACCUACUUUUUUAACCUUUCGAAUUUAGAGAAUAGACUGUAAAUAAAGAUGGACGACGCAUCUCCACUUCAUCCCAGAAAUUAAGCUGAAAUAUCCCAUACACGAAUGCUGCCAUCUUGCUCAGUAGUGAUUUGGGGAUGGAGCCACGGUAACAAUAUCCUGGGUCAAAAGUCAGACUACAACCAAAUUAUUAUGGUUUCAGACUAUGGCGUUUUCAAAUCAAAGUGAUUUCCACCCACACUAGUGUUUUGCUUUGGAUGGCUUACUACUACGUGCACUUUGGCUUUUCAGAUGUCCCAUCCACUAACUAUGGAGGGGGCGGGUUUAUGACUACAGCAGCCAGCCGCCAAAUGGUGAUCAAGACGUCACGUUGUCCAUCUUUAUAAACAGCCUGUGAUUUAGAGCCAGAAAAGGGUGGUCAUGUGGUCCAAAUCCAAGACGUAGCACAAUGCCUCACUUGCUGUAGCUGCUUGCACUCUGUUAUGUGUCUGUAGAGUAAUUUAGUUUGAACUCAAUCUCCCCCUUCAUCUUAAUCGUUCCAUGAGAGCCUUGCUGGUCAAGGCUUUAAUCAUCAGGAGCAGCUUAACAUUGUUGAAUAUUUGUCCAUAAAUGCUGCAACCACUGACGUAAGGUAUUCUCACAGUACAAGUGGAGCUGAAAAAGAAAACUAACAAACUUCCCUCUUAAAAAUCAGGGAUCAGUUUUGUUUACUCAAACACAAGCCAACGUCUUACAUGAUGUUUGAAAGGAUUUUUAUUUUAACUGUACUUUUAUAAAAAAUUUUAAAAAACUUUUAUUUAUUUGAAACGGACAGUGUGCAUUAAUUAAUAAGAGCACAAUGGUUCAUAUGUACCAGAGCUAGAGACUUUUUUUCAUCUGAAUUCCCCAGGAGGUUACAAACAACAUACUUGCAAACACACACACACACACAUAUAUAUACACAAUUCUCGAUAACAAGACUAUUCCAGAUGAUGACUUAUCUGAGUAUUCAGUCACCAUUGUUUUACAGAAUUUGAAAAUGAGUUGAAAGUUGUGAUGUUUCUUAAUUCUAUGGGUACAGUGUUCCAGGUAAGGAAAAGCUGAUUGUGAAAAAGUACUUUUUCUAACAACAAGUCUCAAGUUCUCUCACAAUAUUCUUGUGUUUGUUACAGAUUUAAUCCUCCUAAAAAAAUGCUAGAAACCAGUUCUUGUUUCCAUAGUUCUGUCUGUGUUGUUUUAUCUUAUUCUGCAGUUUCACUCUCAUGCUAUUUCAAAUUUCCACUCGCACCUUGUCGCGUGUCCAUCUCUGCCCCCUCUCGCUGUAGCACUUCAUUGUAAAUAUCUCGAAGAAAAAAAUAAAG
Paralichthys olivaceus (Japanese flounder) is the source of this 2251-nucleotide messenger RNA. NCBI's taxonomy places the organism in Eukaryota, Metazoa, Chordata, Actinopteri, Pleuronectiformes, Paralichthyidae. The record is from RefSeq and is a predicted model, not a curated record.